UAUGAAAAUGCGCAUGCGCAAUACACGUACCUUCGUUUCUUGGCAUCAGAUUAGAAAUGUUCGUCGCAUGAAUUUCUCUUCAUCUCCUUUUAAUUCAUAUCUCAACCAACACACACACAGUUUAUAGUAACGCUGUCCGUAUCAAUAAUUCACAUGGCAUUGGUAUAACAGAAGAUAUAUUCUCAAUAUUUAUCAUCUUUUAAAACUGAAAGAAAAUUAUGUACAAAGUAGAUAUAUAACAGUAUUUCAAUAAAUCUGUUGUCGAUUUCUGUGAAGUAUUUGUUCUAAUUUGAUAUCAUAAGCAAAAUUUCUGCACAUCUGACUGGAGUGCUGAGCAGACUUCGAUACAUUUACAUAAGUGUUACUAGAGAAGGGAAACAGUGGACAGAAGUGGAAGUAUUUCUAAGAUUAAACAAGAAGAAAAACAAGGAAUGUAUAUUUAUAUUGUGAUUUGAGAAAAAUAACAAUGGAAAAGAUUGAGAAAAUUAUAGAAAUACAUACAGGAGAAAAACUACAUCACUGUGAUGUCUGUGCUAAAUCAUUCUCUGAUAAUGAUGACUUAACUAAACACAAACGUAUUCAUUCAGAAGAAAAACCUUAUCAUUGUGAUAUCUGUGGUAAAUCAGCCUCUCGAAAUAGUGACUUAACUAAACACAAACGUCUUCAUUCAGGAGAGAAGCCAUAUCACUGUGAUGUCUGUGGUAAAUCAUUCACUCAAAGUAGUACCUUGACUUCACACAUACGUAUUCAUACAGGAGAGAAGCCAUAUCACUGUGAUAUCUGUGGUAAAUCAUUCUCUCAAAAUGGUGCUCUAAUUAAACACAAACGUAUUCAUACAGGAGAGAAACCAUACCAUUGUGAUAUCUGUGGUAAAUCAUUCAUUGAAAGUGGUAAAUUAACUGCACACAAGCGUACUCAUACAGGAGAGAAGCCAUGUCAUUGUGAUGUCUGUGGUAAAUCAUUUUCUGACAGUAGCCAUUUAACUGCACACGUACGUAUUCAUACAGGAGAGAAACCCUAUAAUUGUGAUAUCUGUGGUAAGUCAUUCUCUCGAAAUAAUGACUUAACUAUACACAGACGUAUUCAUUCAGGAGAAAGACCAUAUCAGUGUGAUAUUUGUGGUAAAUCAUUCUCUCAAAGUUAUAGUGUAACUUCACACAAACGUACUCAUACAGGAGAGAAGCCAUAUCAUUGUGAUAUCUGCGGUAAAUCAUUCUUUGAAGGUAGUAUAUUAACUGCACACAAGCGUAUUCAUACUGGUGAGAAGCCAUAUCACUGUGAUAUCUGUGGUAAAUCUUUCAUCCGCAGUAAUGACACAACUAGACAUAAACGUAUUCAUACAGGUGUGAAGCCAUAUCAUUGUGAUAUCUGUGGUAAAUCUUUCAUUGAAAGUGGUAUAUUAACUGCACACAAGCGUAUUCAUACAGGAGAAAAGCCAUAUCACUGUGAUAUCUGUGGUAAAUCUUUCAUCCGCAGUAAUGACAUAACUAGACACAAGCGUAUUCAUACAGGAGUGAAACCAUAUCAUUGUGCUAUCUGUGGUAAAUCAUUCAUUGCAAGUGGUAAAUUAACUGCACACAAGCGUAUUCAUACAGUGGAGAAGCCAUAUCAUUGUGAUAUCUGUGGUAAAUCUUUCAUCUGCAGUCAUGACAUAACUAGACACAAGCGUAUUCAUACAGGAGUGAAACCAUAUCAUUGUGAUAUCUGUGGUAAAUCUUUCAUCUGCAGUAAUGACAUAACUAGACACAAGCGUAUUCAUACAGGAGUGAAACCAUAUCAUUGUGCUAUCUGUGGUAAAUCAUUCAUUGCAAGUGGUAAAUUAACUGCACACAAGCGUAUUCAUACAGUGGAGAAACCAUAUCACUGCGAUAUCUGUGGUAAAUCUUUCAUCCGCAGUAAUGACUUAACAAGACACAGACGUAUUCACACAGGAGAGAAGUGAUAUCUGUGGUAAAUCGUUCACUGAAAGCAGUAACUUAACUGCACACAUAGGUAUUCAUACAGGAGAGAAGUGAUAUUUGUGGUUAAUCCUUCCCUCAAAACAUUUCCUUAACUGCACGUAAAUGUACUGAUGCAGGAGAGAAGUCUUUUCAUUAUAUGUUGUAAAUCCUUCCCUGAUAAAGGUGACUUAACUAAACACAGCUGUCUUCAUUCAGGCGAGAGACCAUAUCACCUGUGAUAUAUGUGGUAAAUCAUUCUCUCAAAGUUAAAGCGUAACUUCACAUAAACGUACUCAUACAGGAGAGAAGCCAUAUUAUUGUGAUGUCUGUGGUAAAUCAUUCACUGAAAGUAGUAAUUUAACUAGACACGUAUGUCUUCAUAGAGAAGAGAAAGGAAAAGAUUAAUUUCUAAUUGUUUCUUCUGUUAACUUCUUUUUCUUAAUAUUCCUGUUUGUCAUGUAAUGGAAAUUACAAUUCUGAAAAUAAAGUAUU
Messenger RNA from Octopus bimaculoides (California two-spot octopus), 2432 nucleotides. RefSeq lists its product as uncharacterized. Gene Ontology annotation, molecular function: DNA-binding transcription activator activity, RNA polymerase II-specific; RNA polymerase II cis-regulatory region sequence-specific DNA binding. Lineage: Eukaryota; Metazoa; Mollusca; Cephalopoda; Octopoda; Octopodidae. Gene Ontology annotation, cellular component: nucleus. Gene Ontology annotation, biological process: regulation of transcription by RNA polymerase II. The record is from RefSeq and is a predicted model, not a curated record.